UGUCAUUUGCGUUACGGUGGUUUGCGUCGGUCUGUUAGCGUCUGCGUAGCGUUUUCAUUUUAUUAUAAUUUGAUUAUUGUUUUUCAUUAUCUACAAGCCAUUUAGUUGUUCUUCACAAAGUCAUCAUGUCAACGGACGAAAACGCGGAAAUUGACUGGGGAAAUGAGAGGUUAAGUCGAGCACAAAGGGCAGUAGAGGCGAAUACGUAUGAUGUGGAUUCCUGGUCUUUACUUAUUCGGGAGGCUCAAACUCGGCCUAUCAAUGAAGUUCGAACAAUGUAUGAAAAACUCAUUACUGCAUUUCCAACCACGGGCCGGUUUUGGAAGAUUUAUAUAGAGCAAGAGAUGAAGGCAAGAAAUUUUGAAAAAGUCGAAAAGCUGUUCCAGAGGUGUCUGAUGAAAAUCCUCAAUAUAGAAUUAUGGAGGCUUUACCUCAACUACGUGAAGGAGACGAAGUGCAUGUUACCCACGUACAAGGAAAAAAUGGCUCAGGCGUACGACUUUGCCCUAGAUAAAAUCGGACUCGACAUUCACGCGUAUCCAAUCUGGAACGACUAUGUGACGUUCCUGAAGUCGGUAGACGCCGUUGGGUCGUACGCGGAGAAUCAGAAAAUAUCAGCUGUGAGGAAGGUGUAUCAAAGGGCAGUUAUCACACCCAUUAUAGGUAUCGAGACUCUAUGGAAGGACUAUAUCGCAUUUGAACAAGGCAUCAAUACUAUUAUAGCGGAACGCAUGGCGAUGGAACGUUCCAGAGAGUACAUGAACGCCCGCCGAGUGGCCAAGGAGCUGGAGACGGUGACGCGGGGCUUGAAUAGGAACAUGCCGGCCACGCCGCCCACCGCAGACAGGGAGGAGAUGAAACAGGUGGAGCUCUGGAAGAAGUAUAUAUCCUGGGAGAGGUCGAACCCGCUGCGCUCCGAGGACACGGCGCUGGUGGCCCGCCGGGUGAUGUUCGCGAUCGAGCAGUGCCUGCUGUGCCUGGCGCACCACCCGGACGUGUGGCACCAGGCCGCGCAGUUCCUGGACCACUCCGCGAAGCUGCUGCAGGAGAAGGGGGAUUCCAACGCGGCGAAGCUGUUCUCCGAGGAAGCGGCGGCGGUGUACGAGCGGGCGACCAGCGGGCCGCUCAAGCACUCCACAUUACUGCACUUUGCGCAUGCGGACUACGAGGAGAGUCGCCUGCAUUAUAAUAAGGUGCAUCAAGUGUACACAAGAUAUUUGGACAUGGCGGACAUCGAACCUACACUGGCUUAUGUGCAAUACAUGAAGUUCGCCCGCAGAGCCGAAGGGAUAAAAUCCGCUAGAACCGUGUUCAAGAGGGCUAGAGAGGAUCCUAGGUCUCGGUACCACGUGUUCGUGGCGGCGGCCCUGAUGGAGUACUACUGCUCCAAGGACAAGAACAUCGCCUUCCGGAUAUUCGAGCUCGGCCUUAAGAAGUUCUCGCACAUCCCGGAGUACGUGCUGUGCUAUAUAGAUUACUUGUCGCAUCUUAAUGAGGACAACAACACGCGCGUCCUUUUCGAGCGGGUUCUGUCGUCUGGUAGCUUGAAACCGGAGAGCUCAGUAGACAUUUGGAACCGUUUCUUGGAAUUCGAGUCAAAUAUUGGAGAUCUCAUCAGUAUAGUCAAGGUUGAGAAGCGGAGGCAGGCUGUGCUGGAGAAGAUUAAAGAAUUCGAGGGCAAAGAGACGGCGCAGCUGGUCGAUCGGUACAAGUUCUUGGACUUGUAUCCUUGCACAAUCGCUGAACUGAAAUCGAUCGGAUAUACGGAGGUAGCGGCCAUGUCGAAUAAGUCCUGGGCGUUGGGCGGAGCCCUAGCUGGCAUAUCGCCCGAGCUUGCAGCCGUCAUACUGGGACAAAAGGACAACGAUCCAAAUAAAGACAUAGCCCGGCCGGACACCAGCCAAAUGAUACCGUACAAGCCGAAAUCGAACCCGCUCCCCGGAGAGCAUCCGAUACCCGGCGGGUCGUUCCCCAUGCCGCCGCCGUGCGCGGUGCUGUGCACGCUGAUGCCGCCGCCGAGCUCCUUCCGCGGGCCCUUCGUGGCGGUCGACCGGCUCAUCGCGCUCUUCAACCGGAUCUCGCUGCCGGACCGCCCACCGUUACCGACGGAGGGCGGGGACAGCAAGCUGUUCGAUCUGGCGCGCUCCGUGCACUGGAUCAUGGAUGACGAUGGUGUCACCACUGUUACGAAUAAGGCACGUCGCAGAAAGGCGGGUGACGAUUCAGAUGACGACGAUCUUGGAGUAGCGCCGCCUGUAAACGACAUCUAUCGGCAGAGACAGCAAAAGCGUGUUAAAUAGAGAUAGCUAUAUGCGCUCGUGUGAUGUGUGAGUGAGACAGAACGAUGACAAAUAGAAUAUACAUUUUUUAUAAUGAAACAUGUUAAAAAGUGAUGGCGAUAUGGGGAUAGUGUGGUGUGUGAAAGGUACAGAACGAGGCAGAUAAAUUCAAUGCAAUUGUAGUAAAACUCGGUAAAAGAGGACGGCAAUAUGGGUCAUUGUAUUGUGUGAAAAGGACGGAAUGAUUCCAUAGACCUACCUUACUUUUUGACUUUUUGAUGGUCAUACAGGGAUUGGCUGUUGUGAAAAAGGGAUAGAAGAACGUCAUAGAUCUUUUAUUUUGGAAUAUCUGCUAAAAAACAUUUUCAUGCCCAUUUUGCCCAUCCGAUCUAAUUUUGAAGAAAAACAACAUUAUUCUAUGCAUAAUUAUGUUUCGCACUUACGCAUGCACACACACAAACUGUUUUUGUAUGUGGUGAUAUUUAGAGGCCUUAAAAUGGCCGUCUUCUAUAAUUUAUGAUAAUGAAAUAUAGCAGUUUUAAAAUAUUAAUGGUUUAUUCCCAUAUAGUACACUAUUCGUUUUCGUCUGUUUGUUUUCAUUCAAUUUCAUAGAGAUGAAUAUAAU
Messenger RNA from Zerene cesonia (dogface butterfly), 2904 nucleotides. It is a transcript of the gene su(f), whose product is annotated as protein suppressor of forked. Lineage: Eukaryota; Metazoa; Arthropoda; Insecta; Lepidoptera; Pieridae. The record is from RefSeq and is a predicted model, not a curated record. Gene Ontology annotation, cellular component: nucleus. The transcript has 18 exons. Gene Ontology annotation, molecular function: mRNA binding; protein binding. Gene Ontology annotation, biological process: mRNA 3'-end processing. The coding region runs from base 126 to 2300 and encodes 724 amino acids.